AUGGUCUCCAAGCUCGUCUUUGCCGUCGCGGCGGCCCAGUGCGUCUCCGCCCACUUCGGCAUCUCCUAUCCCGCCUGGCGCGCCGACACCCUCACCAAGGACACCAACUACAGCCAGUGGACCUAUCCCUGUGCUGGCGUCCCGUACGGUGUCGGCAACGUCACUGAGUGGCCCCUCGAGGGCGCCGCCAUCAAGCUUGACCUGCACCACACCUGGACCUACGUCUUCGUCAACCUCGGCUUCGGCGAGAACGUGACCAACUUCAACGUCUCCCUGACGCCCCAGUUCCUCAACGCCACCGGCAAGGGCACGCUCUGCCUCGACAAGCUGCCCCUCCCCGCCGGCCUCGAGGACGGCAGCCUUGCCACCGUCCAGGUCGUCACCGUCGGCAACAAGGGCUCGGCCCUCUACAACUGCGCCGACGUGCGCUUCAAGAAGGACGCCAAGCCCGUCGCCGACUGCAACUCGGGCAACAUCUCCGUCGUCAAGAUCCAGCAGCAGACCGGCAACGCCACCGCGACCAACGCCACCGCCGGCAGCCGCCAGGCCGUGGAUUCCGCCGCCGGCCUCGUCAACGUCGACACCCUCGCUCUCGGCUCCGUCGUCGGCCUCGCCUCGGCCUUUGUCCUCGGCCUCAGCCUGUAG
Messenger RNA from Drechmeria coniospora, 645 nucleotides. RefSeq lists its product as uncharacterized. NCBI's taxonomy places the organism in Eukaryota, Fungi, Ascomycota, Sordariomycetes, Hypocreales, Ophiocordycipitaceae. The transcript is spliced from 2 exons. Bases 1 to 645 code for a protein of 214 amino acids. The record is from RefSeq and is a predicted model, not a curated record.